GAGGAGAGGCGAGGGGCGAGUUGGGGCCGGCCGGACAGUUGGCGACGGCUCGGAGGCUGCAGCAACGCGGCCCGAGGGGCGCCGCUGGUUCCGCUCUAUGAGCCCGGCCGGGGCUGCGGCGCCGAGGGCGGGUCGUCGAGUGCCGCCGCCGCCGCCAGCAGCAUCGCCCAGGGACCGGCUGCCCAUCGUCGCCCAGGGGCCGCCGCUGUGAUUUGCGGAGGGGAGGCUGCGGAGGACCCGCCAGCCGGCCGAGGAAAGACGGGAGGGCAGGCUCGGGUAGAAAAAUGUCCACUUUCCUUACGGUUGGCCUUCUCCUGCUCUUUGUGGUUGACUAUGGUUCCUCUGAGAACUCCAGUACUCCACGAGGAUGUGGACUGGAUCUCCUUCCUCAGUAUGCUGCCCUGUGUGAUCUGGAUGCUAUCUGGGGGAUUGUGAUUGAGGCUGUGGCCGGUGCAGGGGUCCUGACCACGCUGCUCCUCAAGUUGAUCUUGCUGGUGAGGCUGCCCUUCAUCAAAGGCAAGGAGAAAAGGAGCCCGUUGGGCCUCCAUUUCCUCUUCUUUUUAGGGACCUUGGCUCUGUUCGGCUUGGCCUUUGCGUACAUCAUCGAAGAGGACGAGACCAUCUGCUCCAUCCGCAGGUUCUCCUGGGGGGUCCUCUUCGCCGUCUGCUUCUCCUGUUUGCUCGCUCAAGCCUGGCGGCUCCGGAGGCUGGUCCGCCACGGCAAAAGCCCAUCUGGAUGGCAGUUGGCCGGGAUCGCCGUCUGCGUUGCGUUGGUCCAGGUCAUCAUCGCCACCGAGUGGCUGAUACUGACGAUUGUGAGGGAAGGGAAGCCGGCCUGCCGUUACGAGCCCAUGGAUUUUGCGAUGGCUUCCAUUUACGUGAUGUUCUUGAUGGUGGUCACCCUGUGUUUCUCCUUCUUCACGUUGUGUGGGAAAUUUAAGAAGUGGAAGAAGAACGGGGUGUGCCUCGUCAUCACCAGUUUCUUCUCGAUCCUCAUUUGGGUGGCUUGGCUGACUAUGUACCUGUACGGUAACAAGGAACUGGGCAGAAGAGACCAGUGGCAGGAUCCCACCCUUGCAGUGGCUCUGGUAGCCAACGGUUGGGUCUUCCUAAUCUUCUACGCCAUCCCAGAGGUUCACUGUGCCAUCCUCCCGUCUCGGCAAGAGAACACGCCCAACUACUUCGACACUUCCCAACCGCGGAUGCGUGAAACCGCUUUUGAGGAUGACCUCCAGCUCCCUCGGAGUUACAUGGAGAAUAAAGCUUUUUCAAUGGAUGAGCAUAAUGCAGCGUUACGGACGGCAGGAUUUCGCAACGGCAGCUUGGGAAGCCGUGCAAGCGCUCCCUUCCGAAGCAACGUCUACCAGCCCACCGAGAUGGCGGUUGUCUUGAACGGUGGGACUAUUCCAACUGCUCCACCAAGUUACACUGGAAGACACCUAUGGUGAAAAGCUUAGAGGUCAUAGAGGAAGAGAGAGAGAGAGAGAGAAUCCAUUAACAAAAAUUGAUUGCCCCCCUCCCCCAAAAAGUGUGUGUUUUUCAGAGGGAGGAAAUCCAUCGGGGGGAGCCGUGGAAAUGCCUAGAAACUGAUAGCUCGGAGUUCUUUUCUCCUUUUUUUUUUUUAAUAAAACAAAUAAACAAAACAACAAAAAAAAAAACAACCCAUCAUGAGCACUGUCAAAUCGAUAAGCUAACUACCAGGAGCCUCCGGGGUGCAAUAGAAGCUGACCCGAAUUUAAACAGUAGACCUAGGCGCAUUUCUUCUUAUUUUAAAAAUAGAAGAAAAAAAGUGGGAUGGGGACGAGAAAAGGGAUCCAGUAGCAAAAUCACAAGAGAAAAGUGUUUGGUGUGAGAAAAGUAGGAAGGCUUUUGGAAGGGGCAAAGGUCUUCAUGUAAUCGAGCUUUGUGCGAGAUUGUCCACACAAGGGGCUUUUUUGACUUCUUGGCUACUCUUGGAACAGCAUACAUGGCGGGUGGGAGGGAGAGAAAGCCCGUUUAGAUCGGUGCGGGGGAUGGGGGGGGGAGAGGGAGUUUCUCCAAAUUCAGCAACUUUAAAGACUGGUGGACUUCAACUCCCAGAAUGCUGGCUGAGGAAUUUUGGGAACUGAAGUCCACCCGUCUUUAAAAAGUUGCAAAAAUUUUGAAGACCCUCUGAUUUGGAGCAAGGUUUCGCAAGCUCGGCACCUUUUAAGAUGGGUGGACUUGAGGUUGGCUGAGGAAUUCUGGCAGUUUGGGAGUCCAGCCGUCUUAAAGUGGCCCAACUUUUGAGAAAUGACGAUUUAGAAUAAGUUGUGGCUCUACACCAGAGGUCGUCUUCAAACUUGGCAGCUUUAAGACUUGUGGACUUUCAACUCCCAGAAUUCUCCAGCCAGCUAUGCUAUGCUAUGCUAUGCUGUGCUAUGCUAUGCUAUGCUGGAGAACUCUGGGAUUUGAAGACCACAAGUCUUAAAGCUUCCAAGUUUGAAGACCUCUGCUCUACACUAGGGAACCUUCCAGUGAGAAGACAGGGUAUUUUCUCUUCGCAUCCAAAGUGCUGGUGUGGUGCUUGUGUGGGAUUCCAGACCAGGUGGCAACAGCGACCCAAAGUCAGUGGUGUCUUCGCUAGGCACCCUUCUGAAGUGCUCAACUUCUUCUUCAAACCACAAGAGCUUCCUUCCACCCAGGCUUCUCUUCUCCCAGGAGCAGGACAGACAAGUUGACCAUCAGGGUAUGCUUCCGUAGGACCAAGGAAGCCGUCUGCCCUGCCUUCCCGGCUGAUCAAGGUCACAGUUGGGGCAAAGCCUCACAAAUUGUGUCUCCAGAGGGGGGGUGAGGGAAACAAUUGGUGCCAGGGAGUUAGCUAUGGUAGCUCAGGAGAAAGGACUAGGAAGGGAGAAAGAUAACAUAGGGGAACAAUUUCUCCAGGAUUCCCAAGAGUUUCCCAUCGUCCCCCCAAAAAAAGGAAAAUGUUAUCUCGGUGGAUCACCAAAUGUAUUGUCCUCACCACGAAUUCAAACAGCCAGGAAAUCCUCGACCUUAAAAUGCCCCCCCACUCUUCACUCCCAAUCCUAGUUGAACACUGAAGCCUCAUGGACUGCAACGCUGCGUUGCGCAUCGACUGCCUUUUCUCACGUGUAUCUGGAACGUUGGGUAACUCUUCUUCAAUCGUUUUCAUGUGGAUGUUGGGAAUCGCUUCCCCCCCCUUCCCUCCCCCCCCGCUCCUUUGCCACGAACCCCUAAUUUUUCUGCCUCUUCACAUUGCUAUGAUUUCAGUGACGUUUGGCGAAGCAUUCCUUUCGUGGGGUGAAGCAUUUUAAAGCAUGUAGAUUUGCCAUUUUUACAUUCGGCUGGCUAGCUAGCACCUGCUUUCUGCUUUCCUAGAGACUAAAAUAAGCAAGUCUGAUUUUGUUUGGUUGAGAAGUGUGUGUGUGUGUGAGACAGAGAGAGAGAGAGAGAGAGAGAGAAGAGAGGGAGAGAGAUAUAAAACAAGGACGGUAUAAAAUAUCUCAAAGGAUAGAAUUUAUUUUUUUGCACUUGUUCUAAAGAAGUUUGCUUUGUAAAAUGGGCAAUUGGCAGCGAUAACAGAAACAAGAUUGCUGAAUCCUUCAGAUUUGCAAAGCUGAUCGCUGGUUCUUGGGGGGGGGGGAAUGAAAUGUAAUCAAUCCGUGUUUGAGGAUUCUUUUUUUGUUUUGUUUUCCCUUUUCAGGGGUCCCGGGUUCUUAAUUUAACUACCGUAUUUUUCAGAGUAUAAGACGCACCUUAGUUUGUGGGGAGGAAAAUAAUUAAAUAAAAUAAGAAAAAAGCUGAUUGGUGGUAGAUCGGCCUCCUGGAAUACCCCCAAUCAGCUGUUCCCAGAGGUGAAUUUUAGCAACAGGUUCCUUGGUUGUGAGCUCUGUGCCUUGCUUUUUUUUUCUGCCUCUGAAACUCUGUUUCAGGGGGAAGGGAGAAAUUCUGCCACUGAAAGCCUCCAAAACAGAGCUUCAGAAAAAAAGCCUCUGAAGUUCUGUUUUGGAGGGUUUUUUUCUGAAUCUUCUUUUACAGGCUUUUUUUCUGAAGCUUCGUUUCUGAGGCUUUUUUUUUUCAGAGGCUUUUUUCUGCCUCUGAAAGCCUCCAAUACAGAGCUUCAGAAAAAAAGCCUCUGAAGCUCUGUUUGGGGGCUUCUUUUCUGAAGCUUCUUUCAGCCUCUGAAACCUCCGUUUGAGAAGCGGGGCGGGGCUACAUUCAGAGUAUAAGACGCACCCAGAUUUUCACCCUCUUUUUUUGGGCGGGGGGCGGAGGUGCAUCUUAUACUCUGAAAAAUACGGUAAUUCUAUCAGUUUCAUCCUAUUCGUUAACAUACCCAACCUCGCUGUCUGGGUAAUAUAUCUGUAGGGAAUUAAAGGGGUAAACUGUCUAAAUGCUAUUUUAUAUUAUAUGUCCGUUUUCUUGCACUCGGAACUGUCCAUAUUCAAAAGAUGCAUUCAAAUUCUGAGAUUCUGAAUGAAUUUCUCUAAGGUGUGCUAAUUUUCUGCCUAUAAAUAGUAGCAUUAGGAUUAGUAAUAAUAACAAUAAUAAUAAUAAUAAUAGUAUGUGAGGGCAUGCCAUUAUAUAACACCCUGAACCGAGAAUUACUCUGAAAAUCUUAGAUAAUAUCGGCUGUAGUAAAGGGUCUUUGUUAUCUAUAAGCGAUCCUAAAGUCAAAUCUUUAUUCGGACAAGAGUUGUAGGGAAUAGGGAAAUAAACUCCUUGUCCCAUCAAAUUUUGUGCACUUUAACGUUUUGCUAAUAUUGUUUUUGUUUUUGUUUUCCUGCCUGUUAAAAACUGCUUUCUUUGUUUAUGAUUUAUUUUGAGUCUUGUUGCUGUUUGGCGGAAAGGAAAGGGCUAAUAAAACUCGUUAUUAAUUUA
Molecule: messenger RNA, 4863 nt
Organism: Ahaetulla prasina
Lineage: Eukaryota; Metazoa; Chordata; Lepidosauria; Squamata; Colubridae
Gene: GPRC5B
Product: G protein-coupled receptor class C group 5 member B
Exons: 4
Coding region: 285-1448 (387 amino acids)
Biological process (GO): G protein-coupled receptor signaling pathway
Cellular component (GO): plasma membrane; extracellular exosome; intracellular membrane-bounded organelle
Molecular function (GO): G protein-coupled receptor activity; protein kinase activator activity; protein kinase binding
Source: RefSeq, a predicted model, not a curated record